This is a messenger RNA of Aphis gossypii (cotton aphid), 2322 nucleotides long. RefSeq lists its product as uncharacterized. The transcript has a single exon. Gene Ontology annotation, molecular function: nucleic acid binding. The record is from RefSeq and is a predicted model, not a curated record. The coding region runs from base 1 to 2322 and encodes 773 amino acids. Lineage: Eukaryota; Metazoa; Arthropoda; Insecta; Hemiptera; Aphididae.
AUGUUAGGUCGCGCAUCAGUCAUAAACUGGGCACCCCCCGCCACUACCCCGUACGCUCCAACAGAUGUUUCGACUCCGACGGACAUCUCGACUAGCCGCCGCUGUGCGGACACAUCUAUUCCCCCGCCUCAAGCCUCAUCAUCAUCGUCCCCCCAUAUACCGGUUAUCGUUUCCCCACCACCCGCACAGGCUAUCAUCGGCGGAAUAGUCGCAAGAUCCCCCGCGACCACCGCACUACCACUUUCACUUUCACCACCGUCCGUUGAGGAAGGCGAGUCCCAUACGGAAAAUACUAGUAAAAACAUCAAACGUAAAAAGGCGCGUAUUCAAAAGGUUAAUACGCCGGGCUUUAUCGAGAUCGAGUCAUCGCAUAAACGGGCGAUCGUAUGGUAUUUUAGGAAGAACGUUGAUAACGUAGCCAGUUAUCGUGCGUUCCUCAAUUCGAUAGAGUCCGAAUUAAUCGCAAAAUUACGCGAGUGCGUGCGUAUUAACCCGAUCAAAUAUAACCUGAAAUUAGAGGCCACAUACGUCGUACCAAAUUUACCCAAUUCAGCUCAAAAUCGCGCAUUUAAAACUUCGGCCCGUGAAUUAUACGGGCACAGUAAUGUCGAACGUUUGGUCGAUCGCGAUUUCGCAGCGCUCCAGGCCGAAGAGGAUUGUUACGCCGGAAAGUGUAGUGUAUUUUCCUUAUCGUGUAUCGACGGACUGCUCUUGGGUGUGUACGAGUACACGCCUAUGGGGGGAUCGUCGUACUUACCGUUGCCGAAAAGUAUUUUGAAUAGGAAGGCCGUUGUCAACCCACAAAAUAUUGACCAGCAAUGUUUCAAGUGGGUGAUCCUCGCCAAACAUGUAUUUAACGAUCGCACAAGAGUAGGUACGAAUUAUUCGAGGGAAGAACACCGAUACGACUUUUCUGCACUAUCAACCCCCACUCCGGUGUCCAAAAUAAAGGUAUUUGAAAAGUCGAAUCCCGGGACGUCCGUUAAUGUAUACGGCGUAAGAAAAUGCGUAAAAAAUAAAAAUAAUAAAAAGUCGUCCACACAAUCUGUCGCGUACCCUCUGCGAAUCGUGGAUGAAGAAAAGGAGAAUCAUUUUGACCUGCUACUGAUUACCGGGAAGGAUGACAAGAAUCAUUACGCGAUCAUUUCUAAUUUUUCACGCCUAGCCAGUUCGCAAAAAAAUAAUCACCAACAUCGAUUAUUUUACUGCAAACGGUGCUUCAUCAGUUUUGAGGACCGCCCAUUAAAAUAUAAAUUACACGGAGAGAGGGCACUGGCCAACCACCGUUUACUGUGCGGCUCACACAAACCGGUUGUUCCUCUUAUGCCGAAAGAAGGAGACACGCUCAAAUUCAAGGCGUGGUGUAAGACGGGUCGCCUGCCGUUUGUGGUAUACGCUGACUUUGAAGCCCUACUACUGAAAACGGGGCGAAAACAAGGUGAAAAUACCACUGCGAUACACGAACACCAUCCAAUGAGCUACGGGUACCAUGUUGUCGCGGCGGAGGGGGUGCUGACAGAGUUGCUCGACCAGUUCGACAUACCGCGAGCUCCAGUCAUUUUCCGUGGUUCAGUUACUCAGGACGAUGUUGCCAAACGCUUUGUCAGCGAUGUACUCGGCGUGACCAAAAAGAUAGCAAGAUUAUAUAAGGAAGUAAAUGUACCGAUUAUUAUGAGUAUUGAGGAUUGUCACGUGCAUGACGUCAAGACAAUGUGUGACUUGUGCAGUUGUACGUUUAGCGAACGCAAUUGUAAAACUGCACACCACGACCACUUGUCGGGACGUUUUCUAAAAACAUUAUGCAACACGUGCAACCUUAAGUUGAAAACACCGAAUUUUGUACCGUGCUAUCUGCAUAAUCUGUCCAACUACGACGCCCAUUUUAUCGUGACGAAUUUGGCGUGCGACGGCGACAAUAAUCGAAUAUCGGUAAUAGCGAACACCGAGGAGAAAUAUAUUUCGUUCUCGAAGUAUAUUAACAACUCGUUCUCCGUUAGGUUUGUAGACACGUGUCGAUUCAUGGCGUCGAGCUUGGCGCACUUGGCGGAGAACUUCACCUCCGCGAACUUUGAUAAGUUUCGCGAAGUCGCGAAAGUGUUCGCCCCGUCGGAGAUGGAGUUGGUUACGCGGAAAGGCGUAUAUCCGUAUGAAUAUACAGAUUCGUGGGAUAAAUUGGACGCUACGUCGCUACCGGAUAAGUUCCAAUUCUACAGCGCGUUGACGGAGACGCACGUGAGUGACGAGGAUUAUAGUCACGCGACCAGGGUCUGGAAUCAUUUCGGCUGCACCUCACUCGGCGCUUAUAGCGAUUUAUACCUUUAA